UCUUCACUUGCUAGAACAGUGUUGUUGAUCUGAUUUCAAAUUCAUUUCUAGGUCAAAAUUAUAAUUUUCUUCUUCUUGUUGUUGUAAUGGAGAGGACUCAGAAGAAGUAUGGUGAUGAUGAUGAUAUUGUUAUUAAGAUGGAGAAGGAUGAGAUUCCUCCAGAUGAACAUCGUUGUUCUCAAACUGGUGGAAUUGGAAAAGCAUGGAGAUGCAAGAAUUUCAGGAUGAAUCAUGGUGCUUCUGCUGCUGCUGAUGAUAGUGUUUUUAAGAGUAGGCUUUGCGAAAAGCAUUAUUACUAUUAUGAAAAGUAUAAGAAGAGAAGUGGAAAUGGUGAAACUAGGGCUUCCAAAAGGGGAAAGAAGGUAAAAGAGGAAGAUGAAACACGAGGAAUUCAACAAAUUACAUGUGAUGAUGAUACAGCUGAUGCAAUUGUAGAAGGUGGUUCUGUCAAAUUUGGGGACAAGAAGAAAAAUGUGGAAAGAACUGAAAGGUCUGGAAAGCUAAAAUUACUGACAAAACCUGUGGUUGAAACUAGGGCCUCGAAACUGAGGAUGAUGAUAACGGAAGGUGACCGGCUUGUUGAUGAAACAAGUAAUCAACAAAUUACUUGUGAUGAUGAUACAGCUGAUACAAUUAUAAAAUGUGGUUCUGCCAAUAUUCGGAGGAAGAGGAAAAAUGUCGAAAGAACAAAAAGGUCUGGAGAACUAGAGUCACUCGCAAGCGCCAAGGAAGGUGUGGUUGGGUUGGAGAAUCUGGAACACUAUAAGACCAAGUGUUUUGAAUUGUCUUUGGAGCUUGAGAGGAAGAAAGUGGAAGAAACUAGAAGGACUGCUGAGCCUGAGACUGAGACUGAAUGGACACCCACGGAUGCCACUGCAAGUUGGGAGAAGAUGUUUUCCUAUUUGGAGAGUCGACUCCAGAGGAAGGAAAACGGAAAUUCAGCAAUGGGAUCUGUAGAGUCUCGCAUUUCUACUUUGGAGAGCCUAUUCCUGAAGACGGAAAGUAAAUAUUCAACAAUGGCGGGAUGUGUAGAGUCUCACAUUUCAAAGUUGCAGAGCCUAGUCCUGAGGAUGGAAAAUAAAAAUUCAACAAUGGGAUGUUUAGAUUCUCGCAUUUCCAAUUUGGAGAGCCUAAUCCAGAGAUGUGUAGCACCACGUAAUCCUGAAAACAUAGAGUCCGAAGUGUUGGUUCUGCUAAAUGGCGUUACUGGAAAUGGUGAAAAGCAAAGAGAUAAAAACAAGAGGAGCAAACCUGAUGCUGAAACCAGCAGUAGAGGGAGAAAGGAUUCUCAUAUGUAUGAGUGGAAAACCAAAGAGAAGGUGCUGAGUGUGUAUGACCUUGGCGUCAAUAAGCAUCAUGAUUCAGAGUUGGAAUUUCCAAAAAACUCUGCAAUGAACAUUUCUUCUGGAUGUCUACAAUUAUCAGUUGGGGGUGAAAACGUUGAAGAAUGGAAUGGUAGGGGCUGUUCGGAUGUGAGACCAUCUCAACAUGGAUCGUCAUUUCAAGAUCAAUUGGACAUGAGUAAGAAGCUGUUCGCCAACUUGGUCUCAGAUGACGGUGGUAAAAGUCUUGGGGAAUCUGAAGAUACUGAUAGUUCGUUUGAUUCGAAAAAUUCUCUUGGUGACCUUAAUAACAUACUGGCAAUGAAAUAUAGGAGGAAUAGGAGCGACGACAAACAAAUGAAAUGGAAAUCUGAGGCUGAUAUGCUUUCCUCAUUUGAAGAGGAUCCCUUGCUCUGUAUGAGAGCUGUUUGUGCAAUCCAUCGACAGCAGAUAUCCGAAGACAAAAUAUCAGAAAAGGGGUUGUUCUAUUACCCUGAUGUGCUCAGGAUUAUUACUCUGGCCAACUUUCUAACGGAAGAGAACUGCAAAGGAGACUUAAAGAAGUCCUUGAAAGAUCUGGAGAUAUUUGAUUCUAAAGGGGUUGUUGACUGCAAGAGGAUGGCUAGAAGAUACUCGAUUCAGUUAUUCAGUGUCUAUCAAAAUGGAAAAGAUCCUUUUUUUCCUCCCUGCUACAACUGCUAAGUGAUAGAUUGUUGUGUAAGUGGCCUAUCGCUUUUUUGACUUGGCGUUACAAUCUUGCAUCUCGUUUGAACCUCCUCUAAUUUUUGUACACAUGAAAUGGAGAACUGGUAGUAACUGAUAUUAUGGUAGCGGAUUGAUAAUGUGAUGCUUAAAAUCAAAUACUGUAAUUACAACUAAAGCUAGUUGUUAAGCAAUGUUACCCUUUCUUCCUUUUUA
Molecule: messenger RNA, 2240 nt
Organism: Papaver somniferum (opium poppy)
Lineage: Eukaryota; Viridiplantae; Streptophyta; Magnoliopsida; Ranunculales; Papaveraceae
Exons: 4
Coding region: 87-2024 (645 amino acids)
Source: RefSeq, a predicted model, not a curated record